GCCAAUCACAUGCGAACUUGAUAUUAGUAUGAAAAGUGAUUAGAAUCUGAAUUCCUGCUCAUUCAUCGUCGUCAUCGUAGUCGUCUUUCAACUUUUCUUAUUGUUGCUGAUCUUUUCCAAGUGUUAUAGCGAAAAGUAUACCCGAAUAGAUCAGUUUAACGCUUCAGCAUACCCGAAUUUCACCAUGUCUCACGCGUCUCAUUCUUCUCACUCCCAAUCCAUCAUGACCGAAGACGAAGAAGACUGGGAGGACUACAUCAAGGGAGGCUACCACCCUGAUGGCAGAUAUAUCGUCGUCAGGAAACUCGGUUGGGGUCAUUUCUCCACAGUAUGGCUCGCCAAAGACACAAAAAUGAAUCGUCAUGUCGCACUCAAAAUCGUAAAGUCCGCGCCUAGGUACACAGAGACCGCUCUCGAUGAGAUCAAACUACUCCAACGUUUGAUCACAUCUAACACUCUUCCCGUUGUCCCAACCCCUGAUAAUCCCAAUCCUCCCCCAUCCCAUGCACACACACAUCCCGGUCGAUCUCAUGUCAUGUCAUUUUUGGAUCACUUCCGACAUAAAGGUCCUAAUGGCACUCACGUCUGCAUGGUUUCUGAAGUCUUAGGUGAAAAUCUCCUUGGCCUCAUCAAACGACAUCAAAACAAGGGCGUACCCAUGCACCUCGUCAAACAGAUCGCCAAACAAAUCCUCCUAGGUUUAGAUUACAUGCACCGUUGUUGUGGCAUAAUUCACACAGACUUGAAGCCCGAAAACGUUCUUAUAAGUAUCGAUGACGUAGAAUCUAUCAUCCAAACCGAGGUUGCCGCAUCAGCCAAUGCCACAUCACCACCCACACGACUCGUCGGCGUGCCGCCUUCCAAAGAAUCUCAGCCUUUACCGUCACCGUCCUCGUCGUUUGGCAACAGCCCUAUGUUCGACAAGCUUGCGUUCGGCAUGAGCAAGAUCGACGGCGAGGCCACCUCCAAGCCCGGAUCUUACGGAUCUAGUUCAGUGGCAAAGGAUGGAUUAGCUGGAUCAGCUGCAACAUCAGGAAUGAGUCUCAUGGACGCGUCCUCCAAGCGCGCAGACUCGACAGAGGUGGCUGCAGAACGCAUUUCAAAUGUCACUCUCCAUUCAUCCGGAUUCAAUAAGACGACAACACCUCACCCUGCCCAUCCUCCAGGGCCUUCGCUACUGACACAAAUGGCCCCCUCCCAGCCCCCAGUUACAACAUCCUCUCAGCCACACGCUGUUUCGAGUUCCAAAGCAUCUGUGGAACCUAAUGCUGUCGAUCCAAAGCUUUCUAGCUCUGUCAUGUCUAUGGAUUCCGUACUUGCAGAGACUUCUACAACGUCUAGCCUGCUCGAGAGUACUGCGAAGAUCACAGUCAAAAUUGCGGAUCUUGGGAACGCUACCUGGGUCGAGCACCACUUUACAGAUGAUAUUCAGACGCGGCAAUACCGUUGUCCGGAGGUCAUUCUUGGCGCCAAGUGGGGGACUAGUGCAGAUGUGUGGAGUGUUGCCUGUUUGGUAUUUGAACUCAUUACCGGAGGAGACUAUCUCUUCGAUCCCGCGCCAGGCCCACGGUAUAGCAAAGAUGAUGACCACAUCGCCCAGAUCAUAGAGCUGCUGAGAGAAAUCCCGAGGUCAGUCGCGUUUUCAGGAAAGUAUAGUUCGGAAUUCUUCAACCGGAAAGGUGAACUCCGGCAUAUCAAUAAGCUCCGGUUUUGGCCUCUUGAAGCGGUAUUGCACGACAAAUACCUCUUCCCGAAGGACGAAGCUGAUGCUAUUUCUGCCUUCCUCACUCCGAUGCUCCAAUUGCAUCCCGAGCGUCGUGCAAAAGCGUUUGAGCUUGUGCAUCACACAUGGCUGGACGGUAUAACGGUGCAGGGCGAGAUCGAUGUCAUCCGGCGGGCCGAAGAAGAAGAAGCUGCCAGGCGCAAGUCUUUACAGCAAACUGCACUUGAUGCUGAUGAGGUAGAUGCAAUGAAGCCGGUCGGGGAUGCGGGUAACGGGAGCGACGAUGGCACACCGCAGCAGGAAUUGCCACAGCCGCAUCAAGCGCCCAUACUAUCCGCACCUCCUAUCCCGUCAUCCUCCACUGCCAAGGAGAAUGCGAAUGCCCCUUCGUCGAAGUCAUCGCAUAUCCGGUAACCAUUUCCUGUUUUGUUUUGCACAUAGACGUGUGCACUAUUAUACCGUAGCACUUUUGUUUUCCUCAUCUCUUACCAUCAUACUGUGUUGCUAUCUCACAGUCUUCUUUGUACCCAUAGACCGCGACGCGAUGAACAUUAGUACUUACUUGCCCUGCUGUUUGGGCGCCCUUGUUUGCGUAGAGUUCCUAUACCAAGAAAUGUAGUAAGUAGAAUAUGGAGCUGCAGUUCACGAGGUGGAUGAAGGUUAUCAGACCUGUAUGCUAAUAAAGAAAUUGUUUGAUUGUUCUUGA
Messenger RNA from Suillus bovinus, 2429 nucleotides. RefSeq names its product kinase-like protein. The transcript is spliced from 9 exons. Gene Ontology annotation, molecular function: ATP binding; protein kinase activity. The coding region runs from base 185 to 2137 and encodes 650 amino acids. The record is from RefSeq and is a predicted model, not a curated record. Gene Ontology annotation, biological process: protein phosphorylation; spliceosomal complex assembly; regulation of mRNA processing. NCBI's taxonomy places the organism in Eukaryota, Fungi, Basidiomycota, Agaricomycetes, Boletales, Suillaceae.